Molecule: messenger RNA, 470 nt
Organism: Phytophthora infestans T30-4
Lineage: Eukaryota; Oomycota; Peronosporomycetes; Peronosporales; Peronosporaceae
Exons: 2
Coding region: 1-315 (104 amino acids)
Source: RefSeq, a predicted model, not a curated record
AUGUCGAAACUUGCGUCAUUUUACAAUCGGCUCCUGGACGUGCAAGACCUCAACAAGAACUCCACUGGUUCAAACCUAGAAAUGCGUUUCGGUCAGUUGCCUGCGCUGGCUGUCGUUGCUCUCAUUCUGUGCUGCAGCGCCGUCGUGACCGCUGAUAGUACGGCUCAGGAUCUGAAGUUGGCCAGCGCCAAACCUGGUGCCAUCUAUGGAGGUCACCGCUAUCUCAAAGGCAGCAAGACAUCUACUGGGUUGGAUGCAGCGAACGAAGAAAGAGUUGGCGCGACUACUCCCAGUUUUAAGCAAUACUUGAGCUGAAUAAAAUUACCCAAGCUGUCAGGCAUUCCCGGGUUUAAGCAGCUCAGAGGUUACUUGGUUAAGCGCGAUGCCGCUCGCGUUGAGAAGCUAAGGCAGAAACUCAACAACAAUCCCGGGGCGUACGGCUAUUAAUCAAGCUUGCGAAUGCACAAAGG